Molecule: messenger RNA, 4835 nt
Organism: Pristis pectinata (smalltooth sawfish)
Lineage: Eukaryota; Metazoa; Chordata; Chondrichthyes; Rhinopristiformes; Pristidae
Gene: aatf
Product: apoptosis antagonizing transcription factor
Exons: 12
Coding region: 102-1658 (518 amino acids)
Biological process (GO): regulation of transcription by RNA polymerase II
Cellular component (GO): nucleolus; nucleus
Source: RefSeq, a predicted model, not a curated record
UGAGCAGUGCGUGUGUGUCUCAGCCGGAGCCGGAAGUCGUCUCUGCAAUCGGAUGUGUGUCAUCCAGAAUAGGCUCCAUUCGGACUGCAGGCAGGAGGAAGAUGGCGGCCUCCAUCGCACAGCAGUUGGAGGAGUUGUUAAACCCUUUGCCGACUUUUAAGGAUCCGGAGGACGAGGAGGAUGAAGCAACCAUUGCCAAAGUCAUUGACAGAUUCAAUGAAGGAGAUGAUAACCUCAUAUUUGACAGUAAACUGCGGAAACAAGCAUCAGCUUUGCUAUGUGAUACAGACAGGAGGUAUGUUGGGAAGGCGACCACUCGAAAGGCAUUGCAAGAAGAGGCCAGAGAGGAUUCUUACUCUGAUGCAUCAGAUGAAGAGGAAGAAAUGACCGACAAUGUGGAAAGCACCGAGGAUGAAGAUAUUGAGGAAGUGAAUAACAAAGAACCUUUGUGUAAAGCAGUGAAUGAAAGCAAAUUUGACUUUGAAAAAAUCAAAGACUUUGAGGAAUUCACAGAAGGCAUGGAUGAUUUAGGAGAAAGUGAUAGUGGCGAGGAGGAAGAGGACGAAAAUGAUCAUGAUGACAGAAGUGACGAAGAUAUGGAGAAGGACAACACCUCAGUAAUGACUUUCUCCAAGGUGAAAGUAGCCGAAGAAGUGGAGAAGGGAAAGGCGGUUAGAAACCAAAUAGCUUUGUGGGAUCAACUACUUGAAGGAAGAAUCCUACUACAAAAAGCUCUUGUGACCGCUAAUACUCUUCCACAGCCAGAUUCUAUGCCUUCUUUCAAAAAGGAAGGUGGACCAGAAUUUGCAACUGCUUUGAAGGACAGCUGUAAAGCAUUGAAGGCACUCCUGAGGUCACUAGUUGUGCUUCAGGAUGAACUGCUUUUCCAGCACCCAGACACACAACACUUUGUCAGUGGCAGGAAGCCAGAGCCAGAUAGUGAUGAGAUUCCCAGCGAUGAUGAAAUAGAGAGAAUGCAGGAGAGAAAACAACCACUGAAAAGGAAGCUGGAAAUGGAUGAGUACCCGAACUUCAUGGCCAAGCGGUUUGCUGACUUCAAAACCUAUCGGAACAGCACAUUGCAGAAAUGGCAUGAUAAGACAAAAUUAGCCUCGGGAAAAAUGGGCAAGGGUUUCAGUGCUUUUGAGCGUCCAAUCGUGACUCAGAUUGAGCAGAUUAUGAUGGAUAAAGAGAGGUUAUUGCGACGGACACAGACCAAACGAUCCUUGUAUAGUAUUCUUGGAAAGGUGGAAAAAGAUUCUCAGCAAAUUCCGGAGUCUGUGCCUGGAGAGAUGGAGAUUGUGCCACAAGGAAAGUCGAAUGCACAUCUGAAAGACAUAGACGAAGAGAUUUUUGAUGAUGAUGACUUCUACCAUCAGCUCCUCAGAGAACUAAUUGAACGAAAGACUAGUGCUGUUGACCCAAAUGAUCAGGUUGCUAUGGGCCGACAAUGGCUCGCUAUUCAGAAACUACGAAGUAAGAUUAAGAGGAAAGUGGACACCAGAGCAAGCAAAGGCAGAAAAAUAAGAUUCCAUGUUCACAACAAAUUAGUGAGUUUCAUGGCACCGAUUGACCAGAGUACAAUGAACGAUGAUGCGAGGACUGAACUAUUCCGAUCUAUGUUUGGAAACGUCAAACAAGAUGAGAAAGAGCAGUGACCAUCUCCGCUGGAUCCUCAGAUGCUAGUUUUCAUUGUGCCAGGAAAAAAUGUGGACUCUAUUAUUGUGGGUUGUCUGCAAAAAAACAGUAUUACACAUAACAUCCCUACAUCCUGUUCAAAUUGUGUUAUGGCUUAUAAAGACUUUUAUAAAUGGCACAGGCUUUAUAAAGUAAGUCAUACGUUUUGACCCAUCCAGUCCCCAAACAAGGGGAAUUAGGGUACAGGUUUUAACCAUUUGAAAACAUUUGUUCUUCCAGUUUUGUUCUGUACCUUAAGAAAUCCACAUUUUCCCCAAACUCGGAUCACCCAGCUCUGUCUUUACCCCAAAUGGAAGUCAAGCUGAAUGUAAAUGUAUUUAUUCAUUUUUUUAAAUUUAAAAAAAUGAAAAACUUUUAAUUGCCAGAAAGUGGCUUUUCUCCUACAAGAUAUCAACAGUCAACACCUGAAAUAUUUUCUACAUUUUAAUGAUGCUUUUAAAAAAUUAGAACUGUUGAUGGUGAGCAAUGGUCAUUUCUUCCUUGUUUUCCAAGUUCUGCCUCUUCACAACAGAAGAAUUGAAUUAAGUGUCCUGUUGUGGAAGGGUGCUGGGUGUAAAUUAAACUUUUGCAUCAAUUCAUUGAAUGAAGUUUCAUGAUAUUGGUAUUGCAUAGCAUGUGCAUAUAAAGAAGGUUUACUUGCUCUGCAUCACCUUAUAGGUUGGAGGGUGCUAAUUAAUUUUCCAGCAUACUGAAAAGUUUACUUUGAAGGUGAAGGCAAUUGCUCGGUACACAGAUUUAAUAUUUCACCAUCAAUGAUGUUAAAACUGGCCGACCACUGCUGUUGACCCACACAUUGACUUUCUUCUCAUCCGUACUGUCAGGCACUAGUACAACCUCAAGCAAACAUGGUUGGGGACAAUCCUGACACAUAGUUUCUUAUUCUUUGCACUUCUGCAAUGCAUAGAAAAAGUUAAGCACAGGAGAAUGACAAAUGGAGGAGUGGCAGGGCAAGGCAUCAAGGAGAGAGAGAGAAAGGGGUAGACAAAAUGAAAAGAAAAUGAGUCCUAUCAUUUCCACAGAACUCUCUCUCCAGUGCCAACAACAUGCAUUACUAGAGUAGUAAUUAUGUUAUUGGACCAGUAACCAGAAGUAUGGGCUAAUAAUCCAGAACCGCGAGUUCAAUUCCCACCGAAGCAGCUGGGAAAUUUAAAUGUAGUUAAUUAAAUAAAAGUGGAUCCUUUUUUUUAAAAACAAAAAGGAAGUAAUGGAAUGAUAGCAAUGAAACUGCCAGACUGCUGUAAAACACGUCUGGUUUGCUGAUACCCUUUAGGGUAGGAAAUCUACUGUCCUUGCCCUGUCUGACUAUAAUAUUAGCUCUAGACCUCUGGCAGUCUCUUAAUUGCCCUCUAAAAUAAUCCAACAACCUGUUAAAUUCAAGGGCAUUUAGGGAUGCACACAUGUAAUCGCAAUAAAAUGGAUCCUAAUCUGGAAGAUUUUUGUCCAUUACCUGUGUCUGUGCACAAACACCCAUAUCUGAUGCAGCUGUACCUUUUUAGGUACAAACUCCUGAUUCAAUACUCUUCACAUUGGUAUUCACUGAGUUUCUUCACAUUAUAGGAAUUGAACUUUUCACACAUUUCCUUUAUGACAUAGGAGACCAUUCAGCCCAACGAGUCUGCCACCUCUCAACAAUCCCAUUUCCCCACUUUCCCUGUAACUACUCUCUUACCUGCACAUCAACACCACUCUGAUUCUCCUGCCAUUCCCUACACUAGGACCGAUUACCUUACCAACCAGCUGGUCCUUGAGAUGUGGGAAGAAACCAGAGCAUCUGGCAAAACCCACAUGUCAUAGAGACAUUACUGGAGGGCAGGAUUGGACCCGGGUCACCUCUUUUGCUGCCCCUUUCAUCUCUCUGCUGUCCCUAAUUCAUGGAUAGUUGUGUUGAACAUUUCUUUGAUGGAAUAAUUUAAUUUGCUGAACAAGCAGUUCAAGGGGCUGUGGCCUGAGACCUUGUGAAAUGACUGUAUUGGUUUAUUAUUGUCACUUGUACCAAGGUACAGUGAAAAACUUGUCUUGCAUACCGAUCGUACAGGUCAAUUCAUUACACAGUGCAGUUACAUUGAGUUAGUACAGGGUGCAUUGAGGUGGUACAGGUAAGUGAAUCUGCAGCUUGUGGACACCCUGAUUAAAACAGCACUCCUUUGUGGCAAUCUCCACCUAUGAAUUAUAGGUUUUGCCUAUGUUCCUGGAUUAUGGUUACAGUCUGAAUGUUUCACUUUUGACCAUUGCUUUUCUUAACAAAAAAGGAAAAACUAUCCCUGAAGGUCUCUCAAAAAAUGCUUUUAUUUAAUUUCACUGAUAAAUUCUAUGCCAGCAAUAAAAGUUAACCAUACAGAAUUUAGUUUUGAUUCAUUGAGUUUUAAGAAUGUCACAAGUGUGUACAGAAUGCUCACCUAAGGUACUGACCACCCCGAUUGUGUGUAGGAUGGUCUGGGGUAUGAUGAUCGUGAACAGGUAGGCGGGAGUAACAUUUAACAAGGCAAUAAGAAGUUGAAUGUGCAUGUGAUACUUUAAGCAGUAUUAAUUUUGUUGAGCUUUACAAAGAGCAAAAGUCAGCUGCAGUUUGUAAUUACCAAUAAUAUCCAAUCUUGUGAAUAAAACACCUUCAAACUCAACCAAAAAUAAAGCCAGAAAAGUUCAAGCCUCAAUUAUAGUGAAUUACUAGAUAGCUGAUUAGGUAGUCAAAGAGAGUGAUGGGAACAAACUUUUUGCACGUGGCAUUUGGCCAAGAAAAGCCCAAGAGUUGACUAAAAAAGAUCUUUGCCAUUUAGAAGAUGUUUAUUUUGACUCAAUUUGCUUAGUAUGGGGCAAGCUGUGAGUAUUUUAUGGCACUGAUACUGCUGGUGUACCUUAACAAACCUGCCACUUUAAUUCACCAUCCCACUCUGACCUCUUUGUCUGGGGUUUCCUGCACUGUUACAACAAGGGCCAACGCAAGCUUGAGGAACAGUGCCUCGUCUUUUGUCUGUGCACGUGGCAGCCUGCAGAACUGGAUAUCAAAUUCUCCAACUUUAGAUAGCUCUUUCUUUCUGUUUGAAUCAGGACUGGGCAUUUUUGCCCACUAUCCCUCUCUUCCUUUACCUUUCAUCUGUACCUACUGGCUGACCUACUGAGUGCAGCAGUUUUGUUUUUAU